Molecule: messenger RNA, 225 nt
Organism: Rotaria sordida
Lineage: Eukaryota; Metazoa; Rotifera; Eurotatoria; Philodinida; Philodinidae
Source: the annotation of a GenBank genome assembly
AUGAAGAUACAAUCAACAAAUCGUAAUACGAAGCAAGUUAAAUAUAUCGAUCUUGAAAUAAAUGAUUAUGUACAAAAACGAACGGAUUCAACUUUUCAAUUAAAAAAUUUGGUAAAACUAAGUCCAAUCUUAUAUGAAUUAUUAACUGGUAGAAAAUUAGAUAUCAAUAAUGAUCCACCAAGUUCAACAUCAACAGCAGCACAGACAACGACAUUCAAAAAUUGA